Molecule: messenger RNA, 2691 nt
Organism: Drosophila busckii
Lineage: Eukaryota; Metazoa; Arthropoda; Insecta; Diptera; Drosophilidae
Product: myb-like protein I
Exons: 3
Coding region: 613-1962 (449 amino acids)
Source: RefSeq, a predicted model, not a curated record
GAACAACAACAACCACCACAAGGCAAUCUUAGCGCUCACUCAACAGCUGUUUUCUGAUGCUCUCGCUCUGUCGCCCUCUCACGCUCAGCAGCAACAGCAGGUGCAACCAGCAGUUCGUAACAAGUGCCGAACCGAAGCUUUCGUCUAUCGCUGAGACAGUCAACAACAGUUUGAAGUGCGCUCACGAGUCAGUUUGAAAACGACUUUCGUGCAAAGCGGACGUAUGACCGGUGACAACACUGAGCUUGUAUUGAGACCAAAAAUUUGUAUAUUUGAUAUCAACUUUGGCGCGACUCUCUCGCAGACAACAAUCGAAGUGAAAAAAGGAAAACAGUAGAAAAACAAUAACGAAAAGUUGCAUGGAAAAUUAAAAGAAAAAGUGGCGUGUGAAGCAACUGCAACUGCAAUAAGUGCGGCAGCCUAGACUGCAGUGUGUGUAAGUGUAUGAGAGUGUGUGUCUGUGUUUGUGUCGCCUAUUUACCGUUGAAAAGUUUUGCGACUUUUUAAAAGUGUUGCCAAGUGUAACAGGCACAACAAAAAAAAAAAAAACAAAAAGCAAAACAACAACAACAGUUUCUACAUAGAUAUCGUUACAAAGCUCAGGGAGUGGACAUGUCUGCGUCGAAACUGGAGCAGCACUCAAAGCCCAUACUGAGUCCAACACGAUCCCUUGACGAAGGUUUCGAAAGUGAUCCGGAUCGUGUUUCAACUGAUUCAGAGCAUCAAACAAGUGCAACUGCGACCAGCAGCAGCAGCAAUAGCAACAACAAUGCCAGCAAGUUAGCGCUGCUGAGCUCAGCGGCAACUGGCGGUGCAAGUAGCAACAGCCCCAGCACCGGCAGUAGCGGUGGCAGCCUAACUGAGAAGCCCACAAUACGAGCAACAGGCGUUGGACUAAGCCUAGCUGCACCACAGCUGCAACGUCGUGAAUACCAUAAGGAUCCAACACAACAACAACAACAGCAGCAACCACAACAGCAGCAGCAACAACACCAGCACCAGCACCAACAGCAGCAGCGUCUACAAUAUCAGAAACAACGUCAACCUUUGGUGGCCAGCGCUGCCAAUAGCAUACACAAUCACCGACUGACUAGCGUCGCAGUCAAUCCUGCUGCAGGCUUCAGACGAGGACGGCGCUUGCACUUGACUCCGCCGGCGCGCGGCGCAUUACGUUCACACUCUGUGGACGCCAUUGGACGUCAACGACAUGGCUAUGAUCCCAGCAGUCUAAUACUCAAACAUGAUGGCAAUGGAAAUGUGAGCAGCUGCAGCAGCAGCAGCAGCAACGCUGCUAACAGUCGCAUGCUUAACUACAAGAGUAGCGCGUCUAGCGUUACGGGCGCUGGUGCGGCUGCCGGACAAGCGGCAUUGCUGGUGCAGCCCAUUUCAAGUGCUACAUUGGGCGAUGUGGUUAGUGUAGUGGAUGCUGGCGUUGGCUCCCCAGUGAUCGCCUCGGCCACGCACAGUCUGUACACAUUCUAUCCGGCGGAGGGCAAUCUGCAGGUGUGGCAAACGGAAUGCGGCGAUCUGACCUACAAAUCGUCGAGGAAUAUGCAUCAACUGCACAAGGCGCCAGUUUGUUGGACACAGUCCAUACCCAGGCAAGCAAGACGGUACAUUACACCAGCCGCGGCUGCAAGCACGGCAACUGCAGCAGGCGCCACAAACGCGGGCGCUACUAGUCUAGCGGUUUAUCCUACGGCCACAGCGCAGGUUUACCGCUCAAAUAAUGGACUUGAUGUACUUGACUGUGCCGGACUAGACCACCAUACAGCAACAGCAACAACAACCACGGGAAGCGGCUUUUCGCAGCGUCUGCGAGAGCUCGCAGCUUCCGCUGGACUCUUGUCUUUGAAGCCUCGCCAACCAUUGAAGCCUGUUAUCAAGACACGCGGCUCACCUGGUCCCGAAUUUCCCAAAAAGGUUACAUUCAGCGCAUUUGCCACAGUGCAAGUGGUGUGAUCGAUUGUCUAGUGGGCGUGGAAAAAUGCCUACUGCAAGCUCUUUUGGCUAGAUUGCCAAUGUACUUGCCUUGUUAACCGUUAUUGUUAUUUUGUUGCUGUUGUUAAAUGUUUAGCAUUAUACUAUAUAUCCGGCAUCUGGCAGAUUUGGAAUUACAAUUAUAAUACAUAUGCUUAAGUUAAUUUUAAAUUUGUGCCAUGUCUUUGGCUUGAAACUGUAAUACCAACCACACCUCACCUGUACUCUUCAAAUAUGCUCCAUUUUCAUUUAUUAUCUGCAAGACUGACAUUUCAAACUUCCCCUAAUUGGCUAUCAAAGUAUUCUUUCCAAAUUCCGCACAGUAUUUCUGACUUACACAUUCCUAUUCUCUGAACCUCUUGCAAUCUAUGUAAUACAAAAAGAACCAAUCCAAAAUAAAGACUACAACAAAAGCUUUUUAUUUUCUGUCAAAUUGUAAAUAUGUAUGAAUUUUGCAUAGUGUAGAAAUUUAAUUCGAUAAGUGACAUGAUAGUUUAACAGACAUUCAUAAAUAUAAUAACUUUGUAUACUAUAAAAAACACUGUCUAAUGUAAACAACAAGCAGACAAGCUAUUUGAAUGCACAGAAGUCAGGCUGUAUUUGAAUUUUAAAUAUGGUCAUUAUUAUCCCGAACUCGAAUUAUGUAUCUUGUACGCAAUUUAAGCUUAAAUGUAUUUCUACAAUAUCCAUAAAUAAAUAAUAAAAAAAAAU